Procambarus clarkii (red swamp crayfish) is the source of this 1860-nucleotide messenger RNA. Lineage: Eukaryota; Metazoa; Arthropoda; Malacostraca; Decapoda; Cambaridae. The record is from RefSeq and is a predicted model, not a curated record.
UCAGCGCGGUCUAGCCUUCAGUGGCGGUCAGUAGUCGAGGAAAUUCAUAAAAAUUGUAAAUCUUUCCACCGUGAAUAUGGCGCCAUGAAGUUGUUUGCCGCCGCCCCCCUCGCUGUUCAGGACGCACGGCUAGUUCGCCCGGCCUCGCCUCUCUCUCUCUCCGCCCAAGAAUGAAGGCGAUGUCUUAGUGAGUGGAGGAUAUCCGCCCUCAGCCCCGCCGCGGAUAUCAUAAACCAGAUAUCAAGUUCCGAUAGCCGAGGAGGAGGCGGGAAGUACGACGGCAGAGGAGGUGACUCGAGUGAAUUACGUUAUCCGCAAAAGCCUACCGGACUCUCCGCGGAAAGGAAUUCCUUUCCGCAGAUCGGGUGGAAAAGGGAACCUCAGGCGGCCAUCUUUCCCGCGGAAGAUCGGAGAGUGCAGUAAGAGUGGAGGAAGGGGGAUAAUAAGGUCCAUAUAGAGCCGUGUGUGUAUAGGUAUGUAAGAUUCUUCCCUUCCACACGAAUUUUGUACAAGUACUCCAUGCGGAGACCCUCCGUGCCUAAUACCAGUAGAAAAAUGUGAUUGGCCCGCCCCCUUGUGUGACGUCACGACCGGGCGUCGUCCCAUUGGCCGGAGGGCCGUUGGGGGAGGGGCGAGGCGCGCGCUGAUUGGCCAGUCUGCGUGGCUGGUGGAGUCUAGUCAAUCGAUAACACAUCCCGAGUCGGAGCCAAAUUAAAGGUAAAUAAUAGACGGCUUUCACAGUGAACGGACGUGUAUAGAGCGCGCUCUGUUGUGCUAUUCAUGUGACCCGAGUUACUCCAGCGACAAUACGGUGAAUAGUGUAGAGUGAAGACAACAAGUGGUACUGUACUCGCUAACUACCCUUGCAGGCCAGUUGCGACCACUAACAACUCCGCGCUGGCUCUAACAACCACGUGUGAAUUCAGUGCUGACGCGGCCUCUGCCACCAAGGAAGCCACCAUUGCCGGCGUCACGUCGUACAGUGCCCUGGCGUCGGGCGCUGACCAGCUGACGGCGGUGGAGGGAGCCAGGAGCGUGUGGGAACGCCGGUGGCGUAGCAGCGGCAGACACGAGUCCUUGAGCUACAAGGAACCGCGGGAAGCCGCCACCCUGGAUUACUACACCAGCGCGGCGCUCAAGCCCUCCAGCAUGCUGACCCUCGACCCGCCAGACCUCAAGGGCGGCAGCUUACACUCGGCGCAUCUCCCGCCCCACACCACCCACUCCCACUCCGUGCCCCACGGACACCACAACUCCCACUCCCACACCUACUCCCUCUCUCACCACUCCUCUCUCACCUCCCUCAACUCCUCUCUGACCUCCUCCCUCUCCAGCCCCUCCCUGGCCUCCGUCGGCACGCUGAGCGCCCACUCCCCGCCCCAGACACACGUCCCCACACCCACCAACAACAACAACAACAACAAUAACACCAGCAACAGCAAUAGCAACAGCACCAGCAACAGCAGCAACAGCAAGAGCAGUGCGUCGUCGUCCAGCGCUGCGGCCGAGCGGGUCAAGCGCCCCAUGAACGCCUUCAUGGUAUGGUCCAGAGGCCAGAGGCGCAAAAUGGCGCAGGAAAACCCCAAAAUGCACAAUUCGGAGAUCUCCAAACGCCUCGGGGCCGAGUGGAAGCUGCUCUCCGAGACGGAAAAGAGACCGUUCAUCGACGAGGCCAAGAGACUGAGGGCGGUCCACAUGAAAGAGCACCCUGACUACAAGUACAGGUACAGCCCGAACCUUAGCCAUGAAACCCCAUCAGUGGCAAGCUUAAGCAGCCGACUCACAGGCCCAAACAACCCUCCUCACCCGCCCCCCCUUUUCUCACAAUUGUCCUCCUACCACUAAUAAGUGAUGAUAAUU